UCAUUGAACACGAUUUUAAGUUAAACAUGGUGACCUCAAUUCUCCAGAUCGUGAGCGAUGACCCCAGACUUUCCUGAGAUCUCUGGUUCACUUGUUGAAAAGGGAGGAAGUGAAUGUGAUUCCGGUGACGAACCAAUCUCUUCCAGGUUGACCUUCUCUAUCAUAGACCUAGAGGAGGAUAGUUUUAACGAGGCAGAGGAGACAAAACCCAGAAUGCCGAUUCACGUUACCAAUCCUAUGAUUGUUGUCUCCAAUCGUCUUCCAUUUGUUCUGACUCGGAAUGCUGAUGGAAUGUUGGAACGGAAAUCCAGUGCUGGAGGACUGGUUACAGCAGUGGCUCCUGUAGUUAUAGAAUGUGCUGGUCUCUGGGUAGGAUGGACAGGGUUAACAGAUUUUAAAACUGAAGAUUCUAUUCCAGAAUCUAAACCUGAUGAUCAGAGUCCAACAGCAGGAUUGAAAUCAACUCAAGCUAAACCGGUUCUAAUUCAUAACAGCGAGACCUUUGACCUUUUCUACAAUGGCUGCUGCAAUGCAACGUUUUGGCCUCUAUUCCAUUCUAUGCCAGACAGAACAAUAUUUGAUAUCAACACAUGGCAGGAGGGAUUCAGUAUUAGAAUGGGAUUUUUCCUCCACAUUCCGUUCCCAUCUUGGGAUAUAAUUCGGAUAUUUCCCUGGUGUGAUGAAAUUCUUCAGGGAAUGCUUGGCUGUGAUUUGAUAGGAUUCCAUAUUGAGGAUUAUUGUCUCAACUUCCUUGAUUGCUGUCAAAGAUGCCUGGGGUGUAGAGUAGAUAGAACUAAGAUGCUAGUUGAACACUGUGGAAGAACAGUUCAAGUAAAAGCUCUUCCAAUUGGUAUCCCAUAUAGCAGAUUUGUAAAUCUUGCAAGUGUUGCUCCUCGUAUAUUUCCCUCUACAGAGGUUAAAGUUAUUCUGGGAGUAGACAGAUUAGAUUAUACUAAAGGUCUAGUUGCAAGAUUGAAAGCUUUUCAAAGGUUACUGAUAAAAUAUCCAAAAUGGAUGGAGAAGGUCAUUCUCUUACAGGUAGCUGUACCGUCCCGGACGGAUGUAAAGGAGUACCAGGAGUUGAAGGAGGACCUAGAUAAACUUGUUGGAAGUAUCAAUGGUUCAUUUUCUACUCCGGCCUGGUCUCCCAUCAGAUAUAUUUACGGUUGUGUGAGACAGGAUAAACUAGCAGCAUAUUACAGAGAUGCUACAGUAGGACUAAUUACUCCGCUCAGGGAUGGAAUGAAUCUAGUCGCUAAGGAGUUUGUUGCCUGCCAGGAUGAUACAAAUCCAGGAGUUCUUAUUCUCAGCCCAUUCGCAGGAGCAGGAGGGAUCAUGCAGGAGGCUUUACAGGUAAAUCCCUAUGAGAUGGAGAAUGUAGCGGAUACACUAAACCGAGCCCUGGAGAUGCCAUUAGAUGAACGCCAGCUAAGAAUGUUUCAGUUGAAGAAGAGAGAGAAGAGGAUGGAUGUAGAUGCAUGGGUUCAAUCCUUUCUUCAUACAAUGGGAGCAAUUUUUGACGAUAAGGAUGAGAGUCCUCUAAUGGAGCAGUAUAUUGACAAAAUGGAGGUCAAAGAUUUCGAUUCAAGCUUAGGUCCCCUAGUAGAUAACUGUUCUAAACUAGGAGUAAUUCUAGACUUUGAUGGAACUCUAUCCUUCCUUGCCAGAACCCCGCAGCUAGCAAUUAUACCUCCAGAGACUAAGAGAGCUCUUGAACGAUUAUCCAACAUUUCUGACUGCCAUAUAGCGGUCAUCUCGGGCAGAAACCUGGAGGAUCUACAGAAUAAGGUUGGAGUAGAUGGGAUCACCUAUGCUGGAAACCAUGGUUUAGAGAUUCUUCAUCCUGAUGGUACUCGGUUCAAUCAUCCUAUGCCUCCAGGGUAUAAAGAGAGGUUAGAGAAGCUGGAGGAGGAACUAAAAGAGAAGUGUACUUGUCAUGGAGCAUGGGUGGAACCUAAAGGUUUGCUGGUUGCUUGGCACUACAGAGAGGUUCCAAAAGAUAAAAAAGAAGCAUUAUUCCUCCUAGCAGCUAGCAUAUAUAAAAAGUAUAUAGACUUUAAUGUAUUUUUAUCCAGGUCAAUUUUUGGAGUUGAUUGGACAGAAAGAGUUCAGGUUAUAUAUGCUGGAGACUCCGCAGCUGAUGAAUUUGCAAUGGAAGUUCUUAAAGGAGUUGCAUACACAUACAAGGUUAUAAACGAGGACGCUAGCGCUAUUACAAAGACAUGGGCAAACGCAAGAUUGCAGGGACCUGAUGCCGUGUUGACUAUGCUCAAGUACCUGGAGAGGAAGUUGACCAGCAGGAAGAUCAAGUGUAACCGAACCAUCAGUCUACUCUCUCUCAACAGGGCAGACGAGGUGGUGGAGCUGAAGGUGGAGGGGGAGAAUGGAGAUGGAGAGGAUGGAUACAGGAUUAGAUCAGGUUCUAUCUCCGCUCUAUCAAGAAAAUUCAGGCCGAGGAGCCAAAGCCAGAAGUAUAUGUCAUCAGCGAGCUUCAGACAAAAAUAAUCUGCAACCUUUCAAACUAUAACUAGAAGAUUCUGGGAAUUGGCUGUGAAUACACCCGGUAAAGAAGGAUUAGAUCAAUGAAAAGAUUUACAAGGUUGAGCAGGAAAAUAAUUCAAACUUUGUGGCAAGGAAGAUAAACCAGGAACCUAACCCAAUAUAUUUGGGCAAAAUAAAAUAAAAAAAAACUCAGCACUCAGUUGAACUCUCCCCCCCCC
This is a messenger RNA of Eurytemora carolleeae, 2720 nucleotides long. Its product is annotated as alpha,alpha-trehalose-phosphate synthase [UDP-forming]. Gene Ontology annotation, molecular function: catalytic activity. The record is from RefSeq and is a predicted model, not a curated record. Gene Ontology annotation, biological process: trehalose biosynthetic process. The transcript is spliced from 30 exons. Gene Ontology annotation, cellular component: alpha,alpha-trehalose-phosphate synthase complex (UDP-forming); cytosol. NCBI's taxonomy places the organism in Eukaryota, Metazoa, Arthropoda, Copepoda, Calanoida, Temoridae. The coding region runs from base 58 to 2505 and encodes 815 amino acids.